AGUAAAUGUGUGGACGUGUGGAGCAAAUUUGUAAAUGUGUAACAUAGAGAGAUUCUCUCAUCUCAAGAAGAUAACACAUUUAGAAGCCAAGGUGAACUCACCUAUCACUUUCUUUAUCCAAAUUGUCUUCAUUCCUUAAAUAAGUCCUCUAUGGUUUGAAUUUCUAUACCCAUUUUCAAUUAAAAUAUAAUCAACUAAGUAUAAAAAAACAAAACAUAUAAAAUCUCCAUUGCAUCAAGUACAAGUCAUUGUAGCAUUCUUGUCCUUGAUUUCUCAAUUGUUGAUUGGGGAAAGAAAAAUUACCUUGUAUUUUUAUCAAUAUUCAAUGUCAUCACCCUUCCUUUGUUUCCCCCCAUUUUAAACCCCAUAUCCCCAUGAAGCACUUUUUUUGAGGAAUAGCACAUUGGCUUCUUUUGAAGAAACAACUACUUUCUAAGGUGUGAAUAAACAUCAAGAUGGCCGGGGCAUUUAAGAAUUGUAUCACACUAUGUUGCGCCAAAAAGCCUUCGGUUGUAGAAGAUAUGGCGAGUAACGGUAAACCGAUUCACAUCGAUGACGCCAUUAACGGACUCAAGAAGCUUUUGAGCGAGAAAGAAGACCUACAAACCGUGGCGGUUGCGAAGAUCAAACAGCUAACUGCGGAACUGGAAGGUGUGGAUGCGGGUGAGUUUAACGCAGUGGAGAGGAUUCACGACGGUUUUGCUCGGUUUAAAAAGGAGAAAUAUGAAACAAACCCCACUUUGUAUGGUGAGCUUGCUAAAGGCCAAAGUCCCAAGUUUUUGGUAUUUGCCUGCGCGGAUUCUCGAGUUUGCCCAUCGCACAUCCUGGAUUUUCAACCUGGCGAAGCCUUUGUGGUCAGAAACAUUGCUAACAUGGUUCCUCCAUAUGAUACGAUAAAACACUCAGGAGCAGGUGCUGCCAUUGAAUAUGCAGUGCUCUACCUAAAGGUGGAGAAUAUUGUAGUCAUUGGACACAGCUGUUGUGGUGGGAUUAAAGGACUCAUGUCCAUCCCUGAUGAUGGAACCGAAGCUAGUGAUUUCAUAGAACAGUGGGUUAAAAUCGGUUUGGCUGCCAAGAGCAAAGUGAAAGCAGAUUGCAGCGAUUUGGAGUACUCGGAUCUAUGCACCAAGUGUGAGAAGGAGGCUGUGAAUGUAUCUCUAGGGAACCUAUUGACAUAUCCAUUUGUGAGAGAAGCUGUGGUGAACAAAAAGCUUUCACUAAAGGGAGGACAUUAUGACUUUGUGAAUGGAUCUUUUGACCUUUGGAAUCUUGAUUUUGGCUUUUCAUCAUCUCUCAUUUAAAGGAUUUUCACUCUUCAUCUACAAAACUUGUUUACAUAUAUUAUCAAUAAGACAAUAACUAGGCUUAAAAAUCUUUUAUUAAGUCUUGCUUUGCAUCAAAUUUGUAAAGUUUUGGGUAUGUUUCUAUAUAUGUAUUUUCAAUUUGGUUGUAUCUAUAUUUUCGUUUCGAAUAAUGUUGGUUUAUUUGUAACAUCCGGUGUUUUGAUCGGAGUACUUUAUGUAACAUCCCGUGUUGUUAAAGAAAGUUUGAUAUGAAUAUGCUUACAUCUUUUAUC
Helianthus annuus (common sunflower) is the source of this 1576-nucleotide messenger RNA. RefSeq names its product carbonic anhydrase 2. The record is from RefSeq and is a predicted model, not a curated record. The transcript is spliced from 10 exons. Gene Ontology annotation, molecular function: carbonate dehydratase activity; zinc ion binding. The coding region runs from base 456 to 1301 and encodes 281 amino acids. Gene Ontology annotation, biological process: carbon utilization. Lineage: Eukaryota; Viridiplantae; Streptophyta; Magnoliopsida; Asterales; Asteraceae.